Molecule: messenger RNA, 738 nt
Organism: Toxorhynchites rutilus septentrionalis
Lineage: Eukaryota; Metazoa; Arthropoda; Insecta; Diptera; Culicidae
Product: larval cuticle protein A2B-like
Exons: 2
Coding region: 117-602 (161 amino acids)
Cellular component (GO): extracellular matrix
Source: RefSeq, a predicted model, not a curated record
CGUGUAUAUAAACCAUAGUUGAACUCUAGGUCGACACAGUUCAGCUCGGUCGUUUCAACAGAAAGUUUCCCGCGAUUUUUACUCGACAUCUGCCCAGUGUGGUUUGCAGUUUCGUAAUGGCUUCCAAAUUCAUUGCUGUUUUCGCCCUGGUGGCCGUUGCCUGUGCUCAACACUAUGACCCACAUCAUUAUCAACAGCCAGCCCUGAUUAAAACCAUCCAGCCAACUAUAGUGAAAACUGUUCAGCCAGCUCUAGUCAAACACGUUGAAUACACAGAUACCCCAGCGGAAUAUCAGUUCCAGUAUUCUGUCCACGAUGAACACACCGGAGAUAUUAAGAGCCAACAGGAGGAGCGUCACGGGGAUGAUGUUAAGGGACAAUAUACCCUGAUCGAUGCCGAUGGACAUCGUCGUGUGGUGGAUUACACUGCCGAUGAACACAACGGAUUUAAUGCGGUUGUUCGCCGCGAACCAUUGGAGGGCCAUCAGGUCGUUAAGACCGUUGCUCCAGUUGCUAAGGUGCUCGCUCCAAUCCCGGUGGCCAAGGUACUAGCCCCACAGGUGCACUACAGUCACGCUGCCCCACAGCACUCGCACUAUUAAGUGGUUCGAAAUUUGAGUCGUUUUUCGUUUUCUUGUAUCUAUGUCAAGACUUGCCAUAUCCUCAUUUAAUACUCUAUCUCACCCUCAUUAUCUAAUUUAUAUGAUCGUUAUUGUAAAUAAAGAAGUUUUCUUUUAA